GCAAACUUUGUGGUAAUUUAUCCACGCUUAGUGAUAGAGGCCUGCAUAAAUUUUUAGUUACAGCACAAAAAAAUUGCAUUAAUAAUUAAAGUAGCGUCGCAUUAAGCAAUAAAUAAGCCCUUGGUGGGCAAAGGGUGUCAUAAGAUUAAGCCUCUUUCUUUUAAUCUUGCCAAAAUGGUUUCAAUCGACGCGCCACAAUAUAUAUGUGAAGUUGGGAUCAGUUAUUAUUUAGCGGUUAACAACCUGUUAUGAGCGCUGGUUUAAUAAAAGUCACAUUAUCUGUAACGCUGACACGCAUGUUUUCUGUGCCUUAAAUCUGACAAUGAUUAACCCUUGUUAAUUACCAUUGACUAAAGCAUAUAUUUUAUGGGGAAUUGUGGUUUAGUGGUUUAUCUCCCCAUAACAAUCUCCCUUAUAUGUCUUCUUGCUUAAUAUUUAACAAACAUAUGUCUCUGCCUCUAAAUCCGUUCGGCUCAUUUCGUUGUUAUGACAUCACCCCUUAAGCUGUCAUUAAAAUUCAUAGAAAUUUUGAGACCCUGUAGUAGUAUAAGAUGCGCGUAUGGCCAUGUAUGUAGAUACAGCAAAAUGCAGGGUAUAAGUAUUAUGUAUGUAUAUGCUCUGUGUAUUUGAGAGCUCUUAAACUGCUGUUAAAUGCUGAGCAAGUAGUGUGGAGACCUGUUUAACUGGUACUUAAACAACCAAACAUAGUGGUGGCAAGGGGGAGUAGGUAUGUGACAACACAUGUGAUAAGCAGUCCUGUUAUCAUGUGUUCAUUACAUGCUGCUUGUGGUGGUGGAUGAUUUAAUGAAACACGAGCAUACGUAUGCUGACUGGACGACUAUAUAGGUUUGCUUAUCAGCGAAAACAAGACCAACUGUUUCUAAACAAACCCAAUUUAACCAGACUUAGGUAAUCAGCAUUGGUGCUAUGUAGGCAGAGUAAAAGAUAAUGAAAUGAGAGAUAUUCAAGCUGAUAGCAAGGGGAAACUAAGCAAACAGUGUUAUUUGGUUAAGUGUAUGUAAGGUCUAUGUUAGUCAUCUAUACUUACAACUUACUGUCAGCAUGAUAUGGACUUUCUGCUUUCAAAGCUUUAAGAAAUAGAUUUUGAGUUUUUACCGAAAAUAUUUAAAAAGUUGCUUCCAUUUAUCUACAUUUGUGAAUCAAGUUCAAGUCAUUGAGCAUGGAGUCAAUAAGCAGAAGCAAACGUGGAAGUUCUAAAAAGCAAAAAUCUAAAAACCCCACCGUACCAAGUUUUGGUUUUGAAGGUUCAAUUCAAAAAAGAUGGAACAGCGCAAAGGAAUUAAUGGAGCUCAAAAAACAGCACACUGUACCGCACAGGUACGAGCAAUCCCCCAAUUUGGUUCGAAAAUUUACUUACCGGCAAAACUCAAGACAAUACUCGAGUGAUGCAGAGACACCUAAUGGAAGAAAUAAAAAGCCGAAACAACCUCUAGAUGGCGAAAUAGCAACUCAAGUCGCAAAUGAGAAAGUGCCGCUGCUGAAACUUGCCCCCUGGAAAUCAAGUCAAACAGAACAUAUUCCAAAACCUCCAUCACAGCCCAAUCUCCUUAUAACCUACUUACAACAAAGAAAUGCCAGCCAGGUUUCAUUGGUGACAGCAAACGCAGCAUUAAAUGAAGCAAAUCUCACUUAUGACCCGGUCCCUUUCAUGAAGCAUGAUGUCACCAACAAGCAAACUACAUUUGUUAGCACAGACAGUCUGCCUCCACCACCAAGCCCUGGUUUAUUACAUGAAGCAAUGAAGUCCUGAAGAAAUGUUUGCUAAUAUAUCAUUGUUUACCAGAGCUUCAUGUAAUUAGUUCCAAGUUGCAUAUUAUAUUAUCUGCAAAUACAUUUCUCCUUCUUCAACAAAAUGCUGGUGUUUAUGCAAGAAAAAGAAAUACUUACUUACAAAACAUUAAUGAUUUUCUUUGUGUUUUUAAUCUCAAAAGCUAAA
Molecule: messenger RNA, 1957 nt
Organism: Ciona intestinalis (vase tunicate)
Lineage: Eukaryota; Metazoa; Chordata; Ascidiacea; Phlebobranchia; Cionidae
Source: RefSeq, a predicted model, not a curated record